AUGAUUUGGGUUCUCUGGUUGUUUGUUUUAGUUGCGAUAGCUCUUGUCGCACUUGCAUUCUACUACAGAUCACAGCGUAAGAAUGUUGUUACAUUCUUCCAUCCAAAUUGCUUAGAUUGCGGCGGCGGUGAAAAAGUUUUAUGGGUAGCAGUUGAUGCCCUUAAGGAACACCUCCCAGAAAUGCAUUUGUUUGCCCAAGAUGCUACGAAUGAUUCCGCACAAGAAAAGGUAAACAAAGUUUUCAAGAUCAAUAUCCCAUCAAAUAUCAAAUUCGUCAAUGUUGGCAGUGCUGACUUCAUUAAACCAGGCUACUACAAGCACUUCACUCUCAUCUUCCAAGCAAUUGGCUCACUCGUUUACGCAUUUAAGUGCUUGAAUAAAGAAGUUCCAGCUAUCGUCAUUGAUACCACCGGAGCACCAUUUGCAUCCAUCGUAUGGAAGCUUUUUGGCGGAUGCAAGGUUAUCUUAUACAUUCAUUAUCCUUUCAUUUCAACAGAUAUGCUCAAAGCAGUUUCAUCAGGAAACGAUCAGUACAACAAUAAUCAAAAAAUAGCCAAGUCCAAAGUCCUUACUUCCAUCAAAAUUAUAUACUAUCGUAUCAUUGCUUUCAUUUAUUCACUUUGCGGCUACUUUGCUGAUGUUAUCACAGUGAACUCCACAUGGACAGGUAACCACAUAAGAGAAAUCUUCCGUCGUGAUCCAAUUAUUCUCUUCCCACCUUGCGAUACAACUGAUUUGAGCAAAUUACCAAUUGAAAACAGAAUUCCUGAACAAAUCAUCAGUGUCCAGCAGUUCAGACCAGAAAAGAACCUUCCUCUACAGCUAGAAAUCAUCAGAAGACUCAAAGAUACUCAUCCAAAUAUGAAAUUGUACAUAAUUGGCGGCUGCCGUAACGAAGCUGACAAGAAAUUACUCGACGGACUUCAGGAAGAAAUCGACAGAGACAAACUCCCUAUUACACUCGUUCCAAAUUGCGAUUUCGAUAUUCUCCGUAACGAAUACUUCGCUCGCAGCAGUGUUGGACUCCAUACAAUGUACAACGAGCACUUCGGCAUCUGCGCUGUCGAAUAUCUUGCUGCAGGACUCAUUCCUCUCUGCAAUAAGUCUGCCGGACCACUUUACGACAUUGUCAAGGACGAAAACUACCUCGCGUUGACAGCUGAUGAAUACGCAGCUAAACUCGAGGUCGCUUUCAAGUGCGAUGACUCUGCAAGACUUCAAUUCAGAAAUUCAUGCUCAAGAUUCAGUUACGAGGAAUUUUCAAAGCAAUUCAUUGCUGCUGUUGCACCACUCAUUAAAUCUGAAGUUACAAACUACAAAGAAUAA
Messenger RNA from Trichomonas vaginalis G3, 1326 nucleotides. RefSeq names its product glycosyl transferase. Gene Ontology annotation, cellular component: endoplasmic reticulum membrane. Lineage: Eukaryota; Parabasalia; Trichomonadida; Trichomonadidae. Bases 1 to 1326 code for a protein of 441 amino acids. The record is from RefSeq and is a predicted model, not a curated record. The transcript has a single exon. Gene Ontology annotation, biological process: protein N-linked glycosylation. Gene Ontology annotation, molecular function: GDP-Man:Man(3)GlcNAc(2)-PP-Dol alpha-1,2-mannosyltransferase activity.